Ornithorhynchus anatinus (platypus) is the source of this 1982-nucleotide messenger RNA. It is a transcript of the gene PTGIS, whose product is annotated as prostaglandin I2 synthase. The transcript has 10 exons. The coding region runs from base 90 to 1595 and encodes 501 amino acids. Gene Ontology annotation, molecular function: monooxygenase activity; heme binding; oxidoreductase activity, acting on paired donors, with incorporation or reduction of molecular oxygen. Lineage: Eukaryota; Metazoa; Chordata; Mammalia; Monotremata; Ornithorhynchidae. The record is from RefSeq and is a predicted model, not a curated record. Gene Ontology annotation, biological process: prostaglandin biosynthetic process.
GAGAAGGGAGUCACCUGGGUCCAGCUGGAGUCCCGCGGAGGAGAGCGGAAAGCAGAGGCGGAGAAGGAGCGGCUCCCGGCCCGCUCGCCAUGCCGUGGGUGCUGCUGGGCGGCCUGCUGGCCGGGCUGCUCCUCCUGCUGCUGCUCUCCCGACGCCGGACACGUCAUCCCAGAGAACCCCCGCUGGACAGAGGUCUCAUCCCUUGGUUGGGACAUGCCUUGGAAUUUGGCAAAGAUACGGCCCACUUUCUCUCCCGGAUGAAGCAGAAACAUGGAGAUAUUUUCACUGUUCUGGCUGCCGGCCGGUUUGUCACCGUCCUCCUGGACCCUCAUUCCUACGACUCUGUCGUCUGGGAGUCGAGCUCCAAGCUGGAUUUCCACAAAUACGCCGUCUUCCUCAUGGAGCGGAUCUUCGACGUCCGGCUGCCCCACUAUGACCCCAGAGAGGAGAAGGCCAAGUUGAAACCGACUCUGCUCAACCAGAACCUGCAGACCCUGACCAAAGCCACGCUCCUCAACCUACGCACCCUGCUGCUCCCUGAGCUGGGGGAGGGGGCCCAGGUCUGGAGGGAGACAGGCUUGCUGCAGUUCUCCUAUAGCACACUGUUCAGAGCCGGCUACCUGACUCUGUUCGGCAACGAGGGAGCCCGGUACGAUGACCCCGCCGGCCAAACGCAAGACCGGGCCCACUCGGCCGAGGUCUACCAGCACUUCCGCCAGCUGGACCACCUGCUGAUGAAACUCGCCCGCUCCUCUCUGUCCUCAGGAGAGAAGGAAGAAGUCGCCGGCAUCAAAGUACGUCUCUGGAGGUUGCUUUCCACACAGCGCUUGAGGGGCAAAGCCAAUAAGAGCUGUUGGGUGGAAAGUUACCGGGAGCAUCUGGAGGCCCUCAGAGUCGGGGAAGAGAUGCAGGCGAGAGCCAUGUUGCUGCAGCUGUGGGCCACGCAGGGAAAUGCGGGUCCGGCCGCCUUUUGGCUUCUCUUGUUUCUCCUGAAGAACCCCAAGGCGCUGGCGGCCGUCCAGGGAGAACUGGAAAGAGUCUUUGGGCAGACCGGGCAGCCGCUGACCCCGAAGGAGAGCGUUACCCAGGAAACUCUGGACAACACUCCCAUUUUUGACAGCGUGCUGAGCGAGAGCCUGAGGCUGACGGCGGCUCCCUUCAUCACCAGGGAGGUCCUGGACGACCUAGACCUGCCCCUGGCCGACGGUCGCAAGUAUCGCCUCCGCAAGGGUGAUCGGCUCCUCCUCUUCCCCUUCCUCAGCCCCCAGAUGGACCCUGAGAUCUAUGAGCGACCCGAGGAAUUUAAAUUCGACAGAUUCCUGAACCCGGAUGGGACUGAGAAGAGAGAUUUCUACAAGGGCGGGAAGAGGCUGAGGAACUACAACAUGCCGUGGGGAGCAGGAAACAACGUCUGCCUGGGGAAAAGCCACGCUAUCAAUAGCAUCAAGCAGUUUGUCUUCUUCUUGUUGAACAACUUCAACUUGGAGCUCAAAAACCCCGAAGAGCCGAUCCCCAAGUUUGACAAGAGCAGGUACGGGUUUGGCCUGCUGCAGCCGGAACGUGACGUCACCGUUCGGUAUCGAGUCAAAGCCUGAAGCGCAGCCCGGUCGGAGGACCGACGGUCCCCGGCUGAAGAAGCUGGAUUCCUCGGGCGACCGCGGAAGGCGUCCACUCUCUGGACGGAGAAGACCCGUGCACAGGCUUUCUCUUCAAAGUGUGUUCCUGAGGGGAAAGUGGAAAGAAUUCCCCUCGCAAGGCCAUCUCUUGUAAACGGCCCUCGCUGGUUACGUUCGUGUUUGAUUGGAGGGAGUGGGCCCGUGCUACUAUUCUUCAUUUCUGUUUUCAUUUUAUGUCUAUUUUCAUUUAGUGCCUCUCAUGUCUCCCCACCCCUGAACUGUAAGCUCCCGAACCUGUCUUGGUCUUCUGCUGUUAUUCCCUAGGAAAUUCAGAAGGUGUUUAAAUAAGAAGCAUCUUCAGGCUGA